Gossypium raimondii (Peruvian cotton) is the source of this 2478-nucleotide messenger RNA. RefSeq names its product glucomannan 4-beta-mannosyltransferase 9. Gene Ontology annotation, cellular component: Golgi apparatus. The transcript is spliced from 9 exons. The coding region runs from base 369 to 1958 and encodes 529 amino acids. The record is from RefSeq and is a predicted model, not a curated record. Gene Ontology annotation, molecular function: mannan synthase activity. Lineage: Eukaryota; Viridiplantae; Streptophyta; Magnoliopsida; Malvales; Malvaceae.
AAAGCUUUUUAAUAGUUCUUUUUUUUUGAGCACUCAUUUUUCAACUUGUUCAUUGUCCUCCCACUCUGCCUCUGUUUUUCUUCCAAACAACAGAGGGUCUAGUUGGAAUAAGAAAAUUAUAUGCUAUGUACAUUUCUGCAAAUUAGUGUGGGUUUUUGAACCACUUAAGCUCUGCUUUCAUUGCUUCUGGUUCAAGCAAAAAACCAACAAAGAUUCCAUCUCUUUUUCCAAUGAAUGUACUUUAAAUCUAAACAGAUCUAGUGGGUUGUUUUCAAAAUCUGUUUUUGUUAGUUGUUCUUUGUUCUUUCCUUCUUUUUCCUGUUUUGUUUCUUUUACAAUUUAGUCCUCCCCUGUUUUUUUUCCUCAAAAUGGAUCGGUUUCCUUCAACAACUAUCUUUCCCGACACAACCGAUGAUUUGUCGAUGCAAAUGGCAGUGAUUUGGGGCCAAAUCAAAGCACCAUUGAUCGUGCCAUUGUUGAAACUCGCCGUCGUGGUUUGUUUGAUAAUGUCUGUAAUGCUUUUUAUUGAAAGAGUUUAUAUGGGGAUAGUCAUUGCUUUGGUCAAACUGUUUGGUCGGAAACCAGACAAAAGGUUUAAAUGGGAAGCCAUUAAAGAUGAUGUCGAGUUGGGGAACUCAGCUUAUCCUAUGGUUCUGGUUCAAAUCCCAAUGUAUAAUGAAAGAGAGGUUUAUCAACUGUCCAUUGGAGCUGCAUGUGGCCUCUCAUGGCCUUCUGAUCGGAUCGUUAUUCAAGUCCUUGAUGACUCAACUGACCCAACAAUUAAGGAUAUGGUGGAAUUAGAGUGUCAAAGAUGGGCAAGCAAAGGGAUCAACAUCAAGUAUGAAAUAAGGGACAAUAGGAAUGGAUACAAAGCAGGGGCUUUAAAAGAAGGCAUGAAACACAGUUAUGUGAAACACUGUGACUAUGUUGUCAUUUUCGACGCUGAUUUCCAGCCCGAACCUGAUUUCCUUUGGCGAACCAUUCCUUUCCUCGUUCACAACCCUGAAUUAGCUUUGGUUCAAGCUCGUUGGAAAUUCGUGAAUGCUGAUGAAUGUUUGAUGACAAGGAUGCAAGAAAUGUCAUUAGAUUACCACUUUACUGUUGAACAAGAAGUGGGGUCUUCCACCUAUUCGUUCUUUGGCUUCAAUGGAACUGCUGGUGUAUGGAGGAUUAGUGCUUUGAAUGAAGCCGGUGGAUGGAAAGAUCGAACCACGGUCGAGGACAUGGAUUUAGCUGUUCGAGCUAGUCUCAAAGGAUGGAAAUUCCUUUACCUUGGUAGCCUAAAGGUGAAAAAUGAAUUGCCGAGUACAUUGAAAGCAUAUCGGUACCAACAGCAUCGAUGGUCUUGUGGUCCAGCUAACCUUUUCAGGAAAAUGGUCAUGGAGAUCAUUAAAAACAAGAAAGUUUCGACAUGGAAGAAAGUACAUGUAAUUUACAGCUUCUUUGUGGUCAGAAAGCUUGUUGCCCACAUUGUUACAUUCAUUUUUUACUGUGUUGUUUUACCUGCAACUGUACUUGUGCCUGAAGUUGAGGUUCCAAAGUGGGGAGCUGUUUAUAUUCCUUCUAUCAUUACCAUUCUCAAUGCUGUCGGAACUCCGAGGUCAUUUCACUUACUGGUUUUUUGGAUCCUUUUUGAAAACGUCAUGUCGUUGCAUCGAACUAAGGCUACCUUCAUCGGCUUAUUAGAGGCUGGUAGAGUAAACGAAUGGAUCGUCACUGAGAAACUCGGGGAUACUCACAAGUCUAAAGCAGCUGCAAAAGCACCCCGAAAACCCCGUUUCCGGUUCGGAGAAAGACUCCAUGUGUUAGAGCUAAGCGUCGGAGCUUAUCUAUUCUUCUGCGGCUGCUACGAUGUCGUGUUCGGUAAAAACCAUUACUUCAUAUACCUUUUUGCACAAGCAAUCGCCUUCUUCAUCAUGGGAUUCGGAUAUGUUGGCACCAUCAUCCCCAACUCGUAAUGCAACUCCUUAAAUUAGUCCGUAGUGGCCAUUAUCAUCAUCGCCGGUGUAAUUCUUUUGGCUACUAAUGCCAUCAACAGGUGAUUAUGUGGUGAUUAUAACAACAUUUCCUUGCAAUUUUUAGCUUUGUGUAAAAAAAACAAACAAAAAUCUAAAAAGGGUUAUUCUUUUAAGGUUGAGCAUAGGAUUUUUUUUUCGAGUUCGAUAACUCGAAAAAAAAAAAGUUAGUUAUCUUUGUGAAUAUCCAAGAAAAUUAAGGGAAAUACAGAAACAUAUGUUGUAAUGGUAAUGCAUAUGCAUCAUACAGAGAAUUAUAAGGAGCUAAUGGAAGGUUGUUUCUGGGUUUUGACCCCCAAAAUAGACAAUAUAGAGAAGAUUUUGGAGUGAAUUGUUUGCAUUUUUUUUUUUCUAUUUGUAGCUUUUUUUUCUUCUUCUUUUUUUGUAAUUUUCCCAUUUAUGUUGUGGUUGGGAAUUUGUUUGAGAAAUGAAAUAAAAAUAAUGAGAAAAGCUUUCAUUUUCA